AUGUCGUUUGAACACAAGAACGACGUCAAAGCCACUACUUUACCAGACGAGGAGUCUGACACAUCGAUUGGCCAAGUUCAAGAAAUGGGCUAUGAUGUCGAAGCAGAAAAGAAGGUGUUGAGGAAGUUUGACAAGUUCCUGCUUCCUCCUCUUGCCGUCAUCCUCCUAGUAGCAUACCUGGACAGAUCGAAUCUCGGAAAUGCAAAAGUCUUUGGAUUUGAACAUGGCAUCGGUCUGGUCGGAAACCAAUUCAACACAAUCUCUACACUCUUCUAUCCAUUUUAUGUCCUCUUCGAAGUCCCUUGGACGAUGGCCGUCAAACGUUUUGGCGCGAAUCAUGUUCUUGGUAUUGCUAUGGUCGCUUGGUCGUCCAUAACCCUUGCUACAGGCUUCAUUCAGAAUUACUCGCAAGCCAUCGCUGUCAGGGUGUUGCUCGGAGCAUUCGAGGCUGGAUUGGUGCCAUCGGUAGUAUUCAUCAUCAGUACUAUCUGGGAGAGGGAGAGACAGAGUAAGAGAGUGGCUAUCGUCUACGCUUGCAACUGCCUUUCGGGUGCCUUUGGAGGCCUGAUUGCUGUAAGUCUUGCUUGCUCCGCCAUGAUCGUCUACGGAAAGCUUACACGAUACAGNUACGGCAUCGAGAGUAUGGGCACGCGACACGGUCUCGAGUCCUUCCGAUGGCUAUUCAUUGUCGAAGGCGCCAUAUCGAUUGUCUUGUGUGGUAUCUGCUGGGCUUUGUUGCCUAAGAACGCAGAGACAGCUUGGUUUCUGAACGAGGAAGAGAAAGCCAUCAUGAUUGCGAGGAAACAGCGCAACUCUGUUACUAGAGGCACGGAAGAGUUCUCAUGGUCCCACGUUCGUCUGGCCUUUACGGAUCCGAUCAUCUACAUUGCCUCGGCUAGCUUCUUCUCAGCUUCCAUUGCUCUGUUCGGAUUCGGUACUUUUCUUCCGACCAUCAUCAAGGGUCUUGGGUAUACCUCGCUGCGAGCAAACUACCUAACAAUCCCUGUCUACGUCUUCGCAACCCUCACCCUCAUCACUGCAACAUUCACAUCAGACCGUCUGAAGAAACGAGCAGCUGUUCUGGCCGUCCUCCCCAUUGCACCCAUCAUAGGCUACAUCAUCGCCUGCGGUACAGCCAGCCACGCAGCAGGCUACUUCGCCAUGUUCCUCUGCGGCGGUGGUAUCUAUAGCUACAACUGCUUGAUCCUCACGUGGAUAUCAACCAAUCUCGCUCCCGACUACAAGCGUAGUAUGGCUAUGCCGUUUUUCGUCUCGCUUGCCAAUGUUUCCGGAAUCGUUUCUUCAAAUAUUUAUCCAAGUGUUGAUGGCCCUCGAUACUUGAUGGGUAAUGCUGUCAGUGCUGGUAUGGAGACACUGGCGCUUUGUGGUGUUGUGACUGUGUGGUGGACAUUGAGACGCAGAAACCUGGAGAAGGAAAAGCUGAGAGCGCAAGGUGUGGAGGAUAAUGGCGAGGACGGUGACCAGGGCCUUGAUUUCGUGUACAACCUCUAA
Messenger RNA from Aureobasidium uvarum, 1512 nucleotides. NCBI's taxonomy places the organism in Eukaryota, Fungi, Ascomycota, Dothideomycetes, Dothideales, Saccotheciaceae. The record is from the annotation of a GenBank genome assembly.